Peronospora belbahrii is the source of this 969-nucleotide messenger RNA. NCBI's taxonomy places the organism in Eukaryota, Oomycota, Peronosporomycetes, Peronosporales, Peronosporaceae. The record is from the annotation of a GenBank genome assembly.
AUGGUAAAUAUCACCGAUUCCACGUGUGACUUUGGACUCGCGUACACAGAGGACGGAUGCACUCGAACACUGGCAUCUUACGACAUUAGUGCGUACCGUACUGUCCAAGCCGUUUAUCUGGCAUUAGGAGGUAUUAGCGUCGCUGCCAGUGUUGUUCUUUAUAUUCGCUCCGUAAAACAUGAAGGUGCUUUGCUCCAACAGUAUAGCUUCCUGUUUUGCUGUUAUGGUGCUGUGACCAUGGUCAUCCGUGGCGCUGAUCCACUUAGCUAUGGAUAUGUGAUCCCGCGUCCGAUUAGUGCCUUCCUCGCCGAUACGUGCACCGCUGCCCUCUACUCCGUGUACAUCAUGGCUCUGGGUUACUGGGCCACCAUAAUCCAACGCGGCGCAGCGGUGACCGACAAGCCUCCGCAUCUUGUAUGUUUAGAAAGCAUUGCUAUCGCCGUUGUAUGGACAUUCCAGGUCUUGUACGACAUGUGCCUCUUCCUGUCCAAAGGUUUUAACCCACAAGGCCUAGUCUACAUGCAGCUCACCGUGAGUGCUUGCAUGCUGGGUAUCAUCAGCACCGUUUUCCUUAUUUACGGACUACGUGUGUUAAACCGUCUCCAGCAGUACGAGCGACAGCUGAAGCUUCGCAUGCCGAUGACGACGAAGACGGCUCCCCCUGCGGUGCAUCGAAAUCGAAAAACGCAUCCUCGUCCACAGGAGGGCCACGCUGUUAAGAUCAAGAAAAUUCUGUUUGUGGUCGAGACGUGCUCGCUCGUCGUUGUGGCCGCUCAGAUGUACAUGGCUAUUCAACGCACAAGCACCCCGAUCGAGUUGUUUUGCGCGAACGGCAGGUUGUGCGAAGACGUUAAGUGCACCGUAAACCUGCUUCACGUCUUUCAGGUCAUGUGUAUCUGGGUCAUUCUAUGGACCUUCCGCAAGAUUCAAAAGAAGGCAGUUGUCCCGAGGCCGCAACACGUCGCUUAA